Musca domestica (house fly) is the source of this 764-nucleotide messenger RNA. RefSeq lists its product as uncharacterized. Lineage: Eukaryota; Metazoa; Arthropoda; Insecta; Diptera; Muscidae. The transcript is spliced from 4 exons. The coding region runs from base 148 to 660 and encodes 170 amino acids. The record is from RefSeq and is a predicted model, not a curated record.
GCAUUUAAGCAGCCAGCCAGUUGACCGUUGCACUUUAAACAUAGCGGCUGUUAGUUAGUUAUUGUUAUUUGAUUCGUAAGCUAUAUUGCUCGUGUUGUACUGGGUCUGUGUGUACGAAGAAAAAUCCGCUAACCAAAAAAAAAAAACAUGACCAGUGAAAUUCUUUCCAAGCAAUGUGUGAUAAUUGGCGGAUUUUCUAUUGCCCUAUGUUUGGUGUUCAUAAUCAUCGAAGUUCAAGAUUUGCGUAGCAGCUUGGACUCAGAUGAGGAAUACCACUCGGAUCAGUUCCAAAGAAAAAUAAUUCAAAUUAUUGAAUAUGCCGUUGGUAUUCUGCUAUCAGUCUCAUUAAUUUUGGGAGCCAUUAAGAAACGACUAUUAUUUUUAACCAUCUGGCUAUUGGCAGCCCUUGCCGCUACGAUCUUUGCAGCGUAUCUGGGCAUAUCCAUGUUGUUACUAGUUCCCAUGUUUGGCAUGGAAAUGCUUAUACCCAUUUUGUUUGUGGUUGGCCUCACAACAAUUAUUUUAUUCCCCGUCUGUUCAUUAUUCAAAGAAAUUUGUCUUGAAAUUUGCAGAGCUAGAAAACAGAAAAAAUACGAUAAUGAAAUCAUGAAUGAAAAGCCUGUCUUUGACACAAAGAUGGAAGUUUUCAAAGAGGUGUGAAGAGAGAGUAGUGUCUCAUUUAAAAUUUAGAAAAUUUUAACUAGAUGAUGCUAUGACUUGCGAAAAAAACAUUUUUUAUAUAAACAAGAAAUUUGCUAUUUAUA